AUGAAGCACGACCGGUUCUCGGUCAAAGUGGUGCUCUUCAAGUGCCACGACCUCGUCGCAACGACAAACGAAGUGGGGGCCAAAUGCAACGCGUACGUGGCGCUUACGCUGGACGGCGUGACGCAGAAGAGCUCGUGCGUCAAGAGCAGCCUGGACCCACAUUGGUCGCCGUCCGAGAGCUUCGACUUUGAGGUGGACAAGUGGGAGGCCGAGUUUCUCAUCGCCCAAGUCUUCGACUACAGCCACCACGACGAAGAGGGUCUAAUCGGCUCGGCAGUGAUUCCCUUGGCCCUUUAUGCCGGGAACCGAAACUGCGCGAUGUGCAGCUACCCGUUGGUGCUGCCCGAUGAAGUCGGCGGGAUAGGGGCGCCCAAGAGCGACAUAUUCAUGCAGAUAAGUCUGCUGGAUGCAGACGGUAGUCCAGUGGAAGACUUUUAUUGGUGA
Hyaloperonospora brassicae is the source of this 444-nucleotide messenger RNA. The record is from the annotation of a GenBank genome assembly. NCBI's taxonomy places the organism in Eukaryota, Oomycota, Peronosporomycetes, Peronosporales, Peronosporaceae.